GGGGUAAGAGGGAGGGUCUUCACCGCGGUAGGGCGGGUGCUGUACGCCAGCGCAGUCUGCUCGGUUUGGGUUAGCCCGGCGCGGCUACUGAGCCGGGUCCUUGGAAGGCGGGUGGGGAAGGGACAUCGUGUCCUCUAGACAGCCCUGCGGCCGAAGAGGAAGCAGAGAUGGAGCGAUUGCUCUCUCUGCCUCGGUCCCAGGUGGUCUGCAGCCGCCACCCUCUGCUGGCCUCUCGUUUCCUCCGUGCGCGCCUCCAGGAACAAGGUCCUUUAUUAUCGCUACCGGAGGCCCGGGGUUGAUCACGCGGCCGCGUGGCCCCAGAGCCACCAGAAGGAAGCAGAGCGUCUUACAACUUGGUGCCACGAUGCUAGCUGCCCGUCUCUCCAGACCCCUGUCACAGCUCCCAGGAAAAGCCCUAAGUGUCCGUGACAGAGAAAAUGGGACAAGACACACACUGUUGUUUUAUCCAGCAUCCUUCAGCCCUGACACCCGUCGGACCUACGCCAGUCAGGCAGAUGCGGCUAGUGGCAAAGCUAUCCUGAUCACAGGCUGUGACUCUGGAUUUGGGUUCUCACUGGCCAAGCAUCUGCACUCAAAAGGCUUCCUUGUAUUUGCUGGCUGUUUGAUGAAGGACAAAGGUGAUGCUGGGGUCAAGGAACUGGACAGCUUGAAGAGUGACCGACUGAGAACCAUCCAGCUCAAUGUCUGCAACAGUGAAGAGGUGGAGAAGGCGGUGGAGACGAUCCGCUCCGGCCUGAAAGAUCCUGAGAAGGGAAUGUGGGGCCUGGUUAACAACGCAGGCAUCUCAACGUUUGGGGAGGUGGAGUUCACCAGCAUGGAGACAUAUAAGGAGGUGGCUGAAGUGAACCUCUGGGGAACCGUGCGCACCACAAAAUCCUUCCUUCCCCUUCUCCGAAGAGCCAAAGGUCGCGUCGUUAACAUCAGCAGCAUGCUGGGCCGCAUGGCCAACCCCGCCCGCUCGCCAUACUGCAUCACCAAGUUUGGGAUCGAGGCUUUCUCGGACUGCCUGCGCUAUGAGAUGCACCCUCUGGGUGUCAAGGUCAGUGUGGUGGAACCUGGCAACUUCAUAGCGGCCACCAGUCUCUACAGCCCCGAGCGCAUCCAGGCCAUCGCCAAGAAGAUGUGGGAUGACCUGCCUGAGGUCGUCCGCAAGGACUAUGGCAGGAAGUACUUCGAUGAAAAGAUUGCCAAGAUGGAAACCUACUGCAACAGCGGUUCCACAGAUACUUCCUCUGUCAUCAACGCUGUCACACACGCCUUGACCGCCGCCACCCCGUAUACCCGCUACCAUCCCAUGGACUACUACUGGUGGCUUCGGAUGCAGAUCAUGACCCAUUUUCCUGGAGCCAUCUCUGACAAGAUCUACAUACACUGAAGAGCUGAAGAGGUCCCUUCGGUCUCCGCCAGGGAACCUGGUGGGAGGGAGAAAGAUGAGGGGAGGGAGUUUACCUUUUGAUUAGCUGUUGAGGAUUACCCACUGUCUUAGGAAGACCUAUUUUAACCUUACGUGUUCAAUGUGGUGAAUGGUUUGGGCCUUCACAAAUUAGGGGGGGGGCGGGCGGAGGGCGCAGGUGGGUGGCCCUAAACCUCAGGGCCAAUAUGGUGCUUCUAUCUAUCUCGAGUUGAUUUUAUAUAAAGAUUUGUGGGGAAAUAUCUUUAUAUUAAAAGCAGGUUAUUGGAAUAGAAUCCAAAAUCAUUUUCCAGCCAAAACAUCCAUUCGAAAUCUGUAUCCCAUUUGAUCCUUAUGUAAGUCUCAUGAGUAAACAGAACAGAAUUUUUUUUUCUUGUGUGCAUGAAAGAAUUUGCAGAUCGCAGAGGACAUACGAGACACCUCUUUCAUUGUGUCCACGGAGUCCCGCCAGUGUUACGGCAAAGGCAAAUCACAUUUGUGUCCCACAGACACUUGAACCCAUCAGUCCAGUAACCCUGUGACCAACUCUGUACCUUCUCCUGAGCCAGUCACACCAAAGGUCACUGUGUGCUAUGUCUCUGUGCGUCCGUAGCUCUGUGUGACUGGUGGCCAGCAGUCAGUGACUCUCUGCUGGCUCCAGGUGGGGGAAUCCAGAGACUUUUCAGCUGAGAUCUUGACAUUCUCAUUAAAGAUUCGAGUUAGGUCUGGGUGAAGAUGCUGUCCGGCUAAGAGCGCAGCUUGGUUUUGCCUAGGACAGGAUUGGUGCUAUGCUUGGUGCUGCAAACAGACCAGUGGUGCCAAGGCUGGGCACUGAGACACUUGCCCAGCAAUGGGUCUAGAUGCCUGUUGUCUUGUGUGCUCAUGUGGUGCUCCCACAUGUGGGUGCGUGUGUGCAUGCACUCACACACACACACACACAUCACACACACACACACACAUCACACACACACACACACACCUGCUCCAUAGACUUCAGGGUGGUCACCUCUUCUUUGUAUUGGGAACUUCUUUUUAAUUAAACUGAGACACAGUUAGAGAGCCUGUGUUCUCAAUCAAGGGACUUUUGCAUUUGAAGGCUGCUUGUCCCUGAAGUUUCCUAGGGUCUCAGUAUUUGGAUCCAAACCAAAUCCCACCACGUUCCAGGUGGCAGCAAGUCUUGGGCCGGGUAUUUAAGUGCCAGCUUUACACACAUCUCAGCUUUACACUUUUGUGCAUCUUGUUGCAAAGUCUAGGACUGCCACUAGAGGGCGCGCUGCCCCCUCAACUGGAGCCUGCUCAGGCCCGGGCGUUUUCGUUCACACAAACUUGGGGUCUUUUCAAGAGUGUUUGACCACCUACUUGGACACUGCCAGGGAACAAAGAGAAGAGCAAAGACCCCCUUGGAAACCGAUCCUACACUCCUGGCAGUGUCUAGCCUGAAACUGAAGCCCAGCGCCAGGAGAAAGCAAAGGAACCUGGACAGCCACAGGCGGGUGCAGGCAGUGCUGAGACAAAGAGGGUCCCACAGAGAGCGAAUUCAGCCUGCCGGUUUGGGCUUUUAACCCCUCUGGAUACAAACAGAGGUGCACUGUUCUAGCUCCUGUCUUCAAAGCAAAGUAGAUAGGGCCUGAGAGGGAAGGUGAGAGGGAGCCAGGGCCCCAGGGUCCACGAAUUUACCUGACAGCGGGAUGCAUUUGUACUGCAGAGCCUGCCUCCUGCUGGCGUCUUUCAGUGGCAUUUUACACCUUGGGAGAAUUUGUAUCCGUGUUUAAUAAAGAGAUUGGUCAUAACA
Molecule: messenger RNA, 3203 nt
Organism: Mus musculus (house mouse)
Lineage: Eukaryota; Metazoa; Chordata; Mammalia; Rodentia; Muridae
Gene: Bdh1
Product: 3-hydroxybutyrate dehydrogenase, type 1
Exons: 7
Coding region: 365-1396 (343 amino acids)
Cellular component (GO): mitochondrial matrix; mitochondrial inner membrane
Molecular function (GO): 3-hydroxybutyrate dehydrogenase activity
Source: RefSeq, a predicted model, not a curated record